AACCGGACCCGCCCGCGGGGAUGCCGAGGAAUAAUUCUGCUGCAGGGCUGAUUUCAAGGACAUGGAUUGUUGACCUCAUCCCAACAUCAGAACCUCGGCGGUUAUUCUGAUUUUUGCACCAUUCCAGGCAAGUUGACUUUAUACGGAAAUAAAAUUGAACCUUCGAGGUCUGAUGGAAAUUCACUGUGACAUUCCAAUCAAGAAAACUUGCUGAAGCCCACAGAGCCUUUCUCAGGGGGCCUGAUGGUAGCCUCCAGAAGGUGCGGCCUCAGGUGGUCCCCCUUCUUCUGUGGCAAGAAUAAACUUUGGGUCUUGGAUUGCAACACCACCUGUGGAGAAAAUGGUAUGCGAGGGGAAGCGAUCAGCCUCUUGCCCUUGUUUCUUCCUCCUGACCGCCAAGUUCUACUGGAUCCUCACGAUGAUGCAAAGAACUCACAGCCAGGAGCAUGCCCAUUCCAUACGCAUGGAUGGGGACAUCAUUUUGGGGGGUCUCUUCCCUGUCCAUGCAAAGGGAGAGAGAGGGGUGCCUUGUGGGGAGCUGAAGAAGGAAAAGGGGAUCCACAGACUGGAGGCCAUGCUUUAUGCCAUCGACCAGAUCAAUAAGGACCCUGACCUCCUCUCGAAUAUCACUCUGGGUGUCCGGAUCCUUGACACAUGCUCCAGGGACACCUAUGCUCUGGAGCAGUCGCUGACGUUCGUGCAGGCGCUGAUCGAGAAAGACGCUUCGGAUGUGAAGUGUGCGAAUGGGGACCCACCCAUUUUCACCAAGCCCGACAAGAUAUCUGGAGUCAUAGGUGCUGCAGCCAGCUCCGUGUCCAUCAUGGUUGCUAACAUUUUAAGACUUUUUAAGAUACCUCAAAUCAGCUAUGCAUCCACAGCCCCUGAGCUAAGUGACAACACCAGGUAUGACUUCUUCUCUAGGGUGGUCCCGCCUGACUCCUACCAAGCACAAGCCAUGGUGGACAUUGUGACGGCCCUGGGGUGGAAUUAUGUUUCGACACUGGCUUCUGAGGGCAACUAUGGAGAGAGCGGUGUGGAGGCGUUCACUCAGAUUUCGAGGGAGAUUGGUGGUGUUUGCAUUGCUCAAUCACAGAAAAUCCCACGUGAACCAAGACCUGGAGAAUUUGAAAAGAUUAUCAAACGCCUGCUAGAAACACCUAACGCCCGGGCAGUGAUUAUGUUUGCCAAUGAAGAUGACAUCAGGAGGAUAUUGGAAGCUGCAAAAAAAUUAAACCAAAGUGGGCAUUUUCUCUGGAUCGGCUCAGAUAGUUGGGGAUCCAAAAUAGCACCCGUUUAUCAGCAGGAGGAGAUUGCAGAAGGGGCUGUGACGAUUUUGCCCAAAAGAGCAUCAAUUGAUGGAUUUGAUCGAUACUUUAGAAGCCGAACUCUUGCCAAUAAUCGAAGAAAUGUGUGGUUUGCAGACUUUUGGCAGGAGAAUUUUGGAUGCAAGUUAGUAUCACAUGGAAAAAGGAACAGUCAUAUGAAGAAAUGCACAGAAAAGAAAAUUGAGGUCCAUCUGGCCUAA
Messenger RNA from Myotis brandtii (Brandt's bat), 1525 nucleotides. It is a transcript of the gene GRM8, whose product is annotated as glutamate receptor, metabotropic 8. Gene Ontology annotation, biological process: G protein-coupled glutamate receptor signaling pathway; regulation of synaptic transmission, glutamatergic. The coding region runs from base 341 to 1525 and encodes 394 amino acids. Gene Ontology annotation, cellular component: membrane. NCBI's taxonomy places the organism in Eukaryota, Metazoa, Chordata, Mammalia, Chiroptera, Vespertilionidae. The transcript has 7 exons. The record is from RefSeq and is a predicted model, not a curated record. Gene Ontology annotation, molecular function: group III metabotropic glutamate receptor activity.